Plenodomus lingam JN3 is the source of this 849-nucleotide messenger RNA. RefSeq lists its product as uncharacterized. NCBI's taxonomy places the organism in Eukaryota, Fungi, Ascomycota, Dothideomycetes, Pleosporales, Leptosphaeriaceae. The record is from RefSeq and is a predicted model, not a curated record.
AUGUCUUUCUUCGGCUCUCGCACACCCUUUUCUCCCCCAUCCCCCAUACGAUUCCCAGACUACGACUACGCAUUCGACCGACCGCAGCCACGACCACAAUCACAACCCACCACGCCCCCGCCUACAACUCUCCCAACCCGGAGCGCCACAACGCCCAAGAUCCCAGCUGUCCUCACACCGCCCAAGGCCAACGAAGACCAAGGAUACUUCCCCGUCUACAAGGACAGGACGCUCAUCCGCCUAUCAAAAGAUCUGGAGCAAAACUUCCAAACCCAGGCCGCACUGCGAAGGGCGCAAGAGGCGAGGGCGGCGGCGACGACGAUGGGUGAGAAUGGCGAAGUGGUGGUGGUAGAGGGCAGGGAGGUGAAGAGUAGGGAGUAUAUACUUCCCCGGCGAAACUGGGAGCCUGUGGUGCGUAACGGUGUGGUCACGCGGCGGGAACUCUUUGUUUUCGGGGAGCUGCCGCGGCGGAAUGGGACGGGGCAGCGUGUACGUGAGGAGGCUGCGCCGAGGGAGUCCAUUGUGCAGGGGGAAAUCGACGAGUAUUCACGUGGCCUGCAUGCACAGACGCAGCGGGCGUUGGACCAAAAGCUGGAGAAUACACGAGGAGAAGAGGAGGGGGCGGAAUUGCAGAGAUGUGCAAAUGUACAAGAGAAAGGAGAGGAAGAGCAGUGGGAAGGAGAAACGGAGAUGCAGUCGACGCUGCAUGAGAACGAUCAAGGAGAGCCUUUGACAAUGGCGGAAUUCGUCAAGUUGAGUCCGCUACGAAAGGUGUUUGAAGAUGGCAACACGGCCGAGUGCAGACCACCACUCUCGCAACUAGAAACUGGAUUACUGGAUGAGAGUUAA